AUGGGCGGACGCGCGGAAAUUCCAAAUCCGAGGCUGUUUGGUGUUCUCCACGUCACUUCUUCGACCGACUGGAACUCCCAACUCCCUCUAACGUCGCCUCAACGUCACCUUAACCUCGUCAUCUACCCAGAUCCCUCUCCGUUGCAAGCCAUACUGUUUCGGCGAUGGCGUAGAAGUUGGCUAGGGAGACAAAUACCUCGGACUGUAAAAGUAGGAGUUGUAGUUGGAGGUAAUAGGACGGUAGUUAUGUAGGUACAGUAAGCAAAACUGUUGAAAUGCGAAGAGACGUUCACGAGAUGUUUGUUUGAAUUUGAUCAACUUGUC
This is a messenger RNA of Laccaria bicolor S238N-H82, 324 nucleotides long. RefSeq lists its product as uncharacterized. Lineage: Eukaryota; Fungi; Basidiomycota; Agaricomycetes; Agaricales; Hydnangiaceae. The record is from RefSeq and is a predicted model, not a curated record. The transcript has a single exon. The coding region runs from base 1 to 252 and encodes 83 amino acids.